Molecule: messenger RNA, 519 nt
Organism: Solenopsis invicta (red fire ant)
Lineage: Eukaryota; Metazoa; Arthropoda; Insecta; Hymenoptera; Formicidae
Gene: ATPsynG
Product: ATP synthase subunit g, mitochondrial
Exons: 2
Coding region: 133-432 (99 amino acids)
Biological process (GO): proton motive force-driven ATP synthesis
Molecular function (GO): proton transmembrane transporter activity
Source: RefSeq, a predicted model, not a curated record
CUUUACUGAGCAUGCCUUGACUCUUUCAUGUAAAGGCAUCUUAAUUACACCUUUUUUUCUUGGUGGUGUUGGUUGCUGUCGAAUAACUUUUUGACGAGGGUCUAUUUACUUCUUAAAAAACUAACGCUAACGAUGGCACGGCUCGUUACAAAAUCCACCGAAUUGGUAAAACUUGGUAUUAAUCACACAAAGCCUGUGCUGCAAGUAUGGCUGCAGUACGCCAAAGUUGAAUUGACGCCACCUAGUCUAAAGGAUAUUCCUGCGAUUCGUAGCGGAUUUUCAAAGUUGAUUCACUCUGCACGGACUGGCCGCUAUCGUGAUGUUACUGUGCGCGAGGGUAUCAUAAAUACUCUAGUGGCUGCUGAAAUAUAUUGCUGGUUCUUUGUUGGCGAAUGUAUCGGAAAGCGGCAUAUUGUCGGAUAUGAUGUUUAAAUACAUUAUACAUGUACAAUGUUACAUAGAUAAUUCUGUAUAAAUAAAUUAUAGACUUGCCCGUAAAUAUACGAAAUAUUAAUCAAA